AUGAAUGAAGAAGGUGCAGAAACCCUUAGCUCUCUUGCUCUAAUAGAUUUGAAUACUGCUGCAAAGGAUCCAAUGGAAAUUAUUGGCUCCUUCUUUCGGGGAGAUUCACUUCUCUUCUCAUCUAAGAAAGUUGAGGAUGAUAUAGAGUCACAAGGAAAGAAAAUACUGCAACAUGAAGAUAAUAUCAAAUAUUUCAAGAAUCUUAUCAGAAAAAGCCUUGACCCUCUCAUAGCUCAAAUGCAAGCAAGUCUUGGCAAUCAUCCAUACCGGACCAAACAUAUGUCGGAAGGCCAUGUCCACCACCUUAUUACGAGGUUGGAGGAAACCGUUGAGCAUAUUUUGCAACAUGAUGAUAAAUCCGCUGCUGCCGUUAUUUGCGACCUCACACGUCGAUAUCAUCAGGCCAAUCCACCUCCUGCUCCUGUUGCUCCAAUUCUAUCGGACGUCCUUGGUGUUCUUGCCACUCUUGGGACCGUUGACGACAUCAAUCUUAGCACGGUUCUAUCAGAGUAUCUGGGACUGGAUACCAUGUUGGCAUUAGUUUGUAAGACAUAUGAUGGUGUUAAAACUCUUGAGACGUAUGAUGAAGAAGGACUUAUAAAUAGAACAACUGGUCUUUAUGGGCUUGGAGCUUCCAUUGGAAGAAAUCUGGAAGGAAGAUUUCAUGUCAUAUGUCUUGAACAACUCAUGCCAUAUGGUGGUGAGUUUAUGACUAAUGAUCCACAGAGGAGGCUUGCUCUUAUCAAACCAAAGUUACCAAAUGGCGAAUCUCCAGCCGGUUUUAUCGCGUUUGCUGUGAAUAUGAUCUAUAUCGAUAGCGACUAUCUAUCAUUCGUAACAGAAAAUGGGCAUGGGCUUAGAGAGACGCUUUACUAUAAGCUGUUGUCGCACCUGCAGGUGUACAGAACCCGGAAAGACAUGAUGCAGGCCCUCCCUUGUAUCUCCACUGGAGCCAUAUCUUUAGAUGGUGGCAUCAUAAGACGACCCCAUGCUAUGUUUUCUCUUGGGAGUACUAGGAAAGAAUUAGAUGUUAGUUUUGGGGUAUGUUGUGGGGAUGAUUGUUUUCCAUCGGAACAAUACAUUGAGAGGGAAAACAAGAUAAAGAAAUUGAAGUGGAAAAAAGAGAGAAUGAUGUCGGAUAUGGAGAGGGAAGAAGCUUUAUUAGCCCAUGAAAAGCACAAGUUCGAGGUAAAAAAGGAAGAGCUACUCAAGUUCAUGGCACAACAAUCACUGGAUCAAAUGCAGCAGCAGCAGCAGCAGCAGGCGGAAGGCACUGCCGCGCCACUUCAGGCAACAAAAGCUGUUGUGCUUCGCCUUACAGCAACAACGUCCGGCAGCAACUCACAGCAAACAUCAGGCGCUGUUUCUCCUUCUUCUUUGCCCGAACAGCCGGUACUGCUGUGCCUCACCAAGCAGCAGACAAGCAACCAGCAGGCCGUCGUCUCCUCGCCAAGCCACGGGCAGCAAACAGGAAACAGCAGCAUUGCUGUGCGGAUUCUUCAUUUCCCUCGCCCAAACAGCAGCUCUGCUGCGCACUUCAUCGCCUCCUCAGACCAGUACCAGCAGCUGUGUCCUUUCGAUCUGCAUCAAACAGCAGCAGCAAGGAGAAGGGCUGCUGUGUCCUUUUCGAUCUGCACAAAACAGCAGCAAAAACAACCAGCUCUAUCGAGCCGCUGCGUUGCCUUCGCUGCCACGCCAAAACAGCAGCAUUAG
Molecule: messenger RNA, 1713 nt
Organism: Cynara cardunculus var. scolymus (artichoke)
Lineage: Eukaryota; Viridiplantae; Streptophyta; Magnoliopsida; Asterales; Asteraceae
Product: protein DEFECTIVE IN MERISTEM SILENCING 3-like
Exons: 7
Coding region: 1-1713 (570 amino acids)
Source: RefSeq, a predicted model, not a curated record